UUCAAACACUUCCACUCUAUCAUCAUAACAUCUUUCUAGGGUUUGGAUUUUCUAGGCUAAUUUCUAUUUUAUUCAUCUAAAUAAUCUUUCAAUAUCACGAUAUGGUGUUAAUUAGGUGCCAUGCAUCCUUUUGAUGGUGAUCUUUCAUAUCACCUUUUUAUUUUUUCCACCUUCCAAUAAAGUUGCCUCAAAAGCCAGUUUCAUUUGUUUUUUUCCGCUUCUUCUACUUCUGCCUGAAAGUGGCAUAGGAGUAGUGAAAGGUGUGGAACCCUCAAAGGUAGUGCCAGAUCAACGAAAGCCAAGACCACAAAAGGAACAAGCAAUAAAUUGUCCAAGAUGCAAUUCUACAAAUACAAAAUUCUGUUACUACAACAAUUAUAGUCUCUCUCAGCCAAGGUAUUUUUGCAAGACUUGUAGAAGGUACUGGACUGAAGGGGGUUCUUUAAGAAAUGUCCCCGUUGGUGGUGGUUCCAGAAAAAACAAAAGAUCUAAUAAUAAUAACAACAAUUCUUCUUCAUCUAAUAGUUCUUCCACGUCAUCAUCAUCAUCCAAAAAACUUCUUUCAGAUCUCGCAAACCCUAAAAUAAUUAACGACCCACAUGACCUAAAUUUGACUUAUAAUCCAAUUCCCACUACUACUACUGCUGCUGCUAGCAAUUUUAGCAACUUUUCUGAGUUUAUGGCCUUACCCUUAAUGAACCCUAAUUCCACAUCUUCAUUUAUGCCAAAUAAUUUGUACUCAUCAUCAACUGGGCUUCCUAAUUUGCAUGAUUUGAAGCCUAGUAGCCUUAAUUUUUCUUUGGAUGGGUUUGAAAAUGGGUAUGGAGGAGCUGAUCAUCAAGAGACUGCUCAUGGGGCAAAAUUGUUUUUCCCUAUGGAUGAUUUGAAGAUUAAUGUUUCAACGGCUAAUGAUCAGUUUGAAGAAAAUAGAGGGCAAGCACCUGAUCAAUCUAAUGGAUUUUGGAAUGGAAUGUUGGGCGGAGGAGGAGGAUCAUCCUGGUAAAUGAAAAGCAUGAAGGAAAUUAUAAAGGUGUUUUUUUUUUUUUUUAGUUUGUGUUUUCAAAGUAAUUUUCGCAGGCUGAGUGACAUAUUUAGUUGGUUUAAUUUCCAGUAUAAUCAGAACUUCUACUGCUGCUACUAGUGUUACUGCUAACAGAUAGGAUAUGUAUCUAUAUAUUUAUGUAUGUGUUCUUUGUUUUCUUUUAACCCUCCAUUUCUUUUGUGCUAUGGGACUUUUGUUCUCUUUCGUUUGCACAACUUUGAAUUGUAUGUCAUGUUUGUAAUCUGGAUCGAUCUUUCCUUUUGGUUUCU
Lycium barbarum (goji berry) is the source of this 1311-nucleotide messenger RNA. RefSeq names its product dof zinc finger protein DOF4.6-like. NCBI's taxonomy places the organism in Eukaryota, Viridiplantae, Streptophyta, Magnoliopsida, Solanales, Solanaceae. Gene Ontology annotation, molecular function: DNA binding; DNA-binding transcription factor activity. The coding region runs from base 134 to 1003 and encodes 289 amino acids. The transcript is spliced from 2 exons. The record is from RefSeq and is a predicted model, not a curated record. Gene Ontology annotation, biological process: regulation of DNA-templated transcription.